This is a messenger RNA of Aspergillus pseudotamarii, 1093 nucleotides long. RefSeq lists its product as uncharacterized. The record is from RefSeq and is a predicted model, not a curated record. Bases 280 to 834 code for a protein of 184 amino acids. Lineage: Eukaryota; Fungi; Ascomycota; Eurotiomycetes; Eurotiales; Aspergillaceae. The transcript has a single exon.
AAAUUAGACGUAACAGAAUCUAUAGCUAUGUACCCUCAUUUACCUUUCUCCAAAUCUAUGCGAAAGAGCAGGAAAUGACUAGAUCUCAUCAUCGAUCCAGUACACAUAGAAUAGGUCUGAGACGAUCACGUGGUCCUGUGUCCAGACUGAAAAAUCGAUAAUCUGCAUGACCAAAACAAGCAUUCCAAAUACAUUUUCCAACCAACAAAUUACUUCCAGCACAGCCACACUCAUAAUUAAAAACGUGGAUCAAUAGAAUAGAAUACUAAGCCAAGGAUAAUGGCCUCCAUAUGGCGCCGAAUAAUCCCCCAACGCGUGGCCAACACCGGCUCACAACUACGCGAUCACCAAGCCAACGAGCGCACCUUUCUCUCCUGGACCCGCAUGGGCCUCGGCUUCGCAGCUAUGGCUCUAGCCCUCGGGCGUCUGGAUGCAGUCGAUCGCAUGCUCUCGUCUGCCCUGUCAAGCAGCAAAUUGAACCUGGUCGUCGGCUCGGAUAAUACCACAGCCACAGUCGCCGCCACUCCAGCGCCCGUGCAGACACGCGAUGUCGACCGCAAAAACGGCCAAGAACAACAUCCCAGCAGCUUGUUAUUUUUCGACCACAACGGCGGAUUUUCUGCCAUGACGUUCUGUCAAGCCAUUAGUAUCUCAUCCUUUGUGUAUGGUAUUUUUCGAUACCUGUCUGUUCGGAAGAGUUUGCUCAAGGGGCAGUUCACCCCUGCUGUCUGGGGGCCUGUUCUUAUGACGUCUGGGUGUCUGGGGGUGUUUGGGACUAUGGGUAUGUGGGUUGAACAGAAGAAUGCAUCGAGGAUGUCACGACAUGACUCCUGAUGAUUACUGCCAGACGGGAUUGACUGUCCAUGAAUAGGAGAAUGUAUGUAUCAUUUAAAAGCAUAAAUAAGACUGGGCGCUCCUUGAAAGCAUUCUCAAACCACUCACAGCCGACUAGAGAUAGAUAUGCAUGUUCAGAAAAGUGCCAUGUGAUGGCGAGAACAUGUUAAGAUACAAUGGUAGACAAUAAAGCAUCAAGAGAUGAUAUAAAUUUCGUAUGACUAUCGUAAAGAUAGUAAGUACUGUAAGGAAAACGAGU